Messenger RNA from Drosophila willistoni, 2969 nucleotides. It is a transcript of the gene sens-2, whose product is annotated as zinc finger protein sens. The coding region runs from base 587 to 2815 and encodes 742 amino acids. The record is from RefSeq and is a predicted model, not a curated record. NCBI's taxonomy places the organism in Eukaryota, Metazoa, Arthropoda, Insecta, Diptera, Drosophilidae. The transcript has 5 exons.
CGGAAAUCAGAAAUCGCAACCGCAAAAAGACACAAAAAAAAAAAAACAGAAGGAAAACCAAAAAUCCAACGAGAGUUCUCGCACAUUCUCUCUCCCUUGCGUUCUUUCUCUCUCUCUGUCGCUCGCUCUCUCACUCUAUCUGGCUUUUCCAUUUACAGCUUCUCGCUGGCUUUUGAUUUCUUUCCAAUCCACUAACAUAUUGGAAGAGUCUGAGCAGCGCAAGAGUUCUUGUUGUUGUUUUUUUUUUCGCUUUUCCUGGUCGCUUCGAGUCAAGUGGCAGGGCAGAGGCAGCAGUCCAGAUUCACACUCUCAGCCAGGCGCCGGCGUCUCCGUGAUUAAGUUUUACUACGACUACGGGGUUUUGUCAGUCCGUUCGAUGACGCCGUAGCCAACAGUUCAAGUCGUAUCAAAGCCAAAAAAAGAAGAAAAAAAUUAAAAAUAAAAAAUCAGUGACGUGUUCUGUGAAGUGAAUCUUAUUUCCGUAUCCGGAUGCCGUCGCGUAUAGCCCAAUCAAAUCACAACUAAAACCCAAGACCCAUUCCAAUCAAAAUUCAAUAACUAAACGCAAUAUAUAUAUCCACAUAUAAUGGACGUGGCCAAAUUGCAAGCUAAUCCCGGCCAGCAUUUAUUGCAUCCAGCCACCUCAGCAGCACCGCCCGCCCAUCAGCAUCAUUUGCCAUUGGACUACAGUUUGGGUAACUUUAAGCCCGCCAUUGCCAGUGAUUUUCCAGGACCAUUUGUGACUAGUCCCCAGCAACAGCAUUCUUCCACAUCCUCGUCAUCCGCAUCGUCUGCAUCAUCCUCCUCAAUGUCCUCAUCGCUGCAGGUGCGUGAUCUCAGUGCAUUGACCAGCAUGGCAACGAUACCAUCGCCUACACAGCUGCUGCAUCAGCGUAUGCAGCAGGCUCAGAUCACAGUGGCAGAUCAGCAACAUCCACCCAGUUCACAUCCUCAGAUGCCGCCGGCUUCGACAUCGCCACAUGAAUAUGCACCCAUGUCUGCCUUUAAGGCGGUGCUGCCAAAGAAACGGAAUGCCGACGAUUCUCUCGCCUUUAGUAUAAGCAGACUGGUCAAGACUGAACACCUGACAGCCAUUGCAGCAGCGGCUGGAAUAAAGCCAUUACCUUCCCUACCGACAUUAACAUCUCUACCGCCCACCACCGAGGAGGAUAACAACAAUUCCAUUUCCAUGUUGAGCAAAAAUCAUCAUCAAUUGCAGCAGCAUUUGCAGCGUACCACCUCCAUCAUCAGUGUCAGUGAGCAAUUGCGUCAAUCGCGAUCUCGUUCCCGCUCUCGUUCGCGUAGUCCUUCGCACAGUUCUUCCCAAAUCGAUAUGGAUGAUGCCUCCGAUUCUCAUCACUCACAUCGUUCGCUGCACUCCCGCUCCAGGUCGCAUUCCCACUCGAGUAACUCAUCCGUGGAACUUGAGGUGGACUCGCCACCAGGCAGUCCAAGUGCCAGCUCACCCAGUGCCGCCUCUGCCUCUGAGCUCCUGAUCACAGCCACCAAUAAUGGCAUAAGCUCGAAAAAAUCAGAUUUAUUCUCUGUAUCCGCACUAUUAAGACGUGAUGAGCCCACCCAGAGGAGGGUACCACAGCGGAGUCCCAUUCUCUCCGGUUUGCCUACAUCAAGUUCUGCUCUAACAAUGCCCACUAAUCCAUUGGAGGCAAUGAGACAAAGUUACCCGCCCAACUAUGAUGCCAACAUGUUCCCCAGACAGCUCUUCCCACCCACUUUACCCUUCUUUGCCGCCAUUGCCUUGGGACAACAGCAGCAACAGCAUCAAUCCGGAUUGGCAGCUGGCUACCAUCCGGACUCGCAGGAAAAUCUUUUCCGUUUACGUAGCCUCAUGGUGCCGCUUCAGUCGGCUGGACAAAAUGGCUCCACAGCGGCUGCGGCUGCUGCCGCCGCUGCUGCAGCUGCUGUGGGUGUGGGCGUCGGUGUGCCACCCAAUGGUGGCGGGCAUUUGGGUCUGCCGCAUUCACCACACCUGCAUUUUCAUCACAUAGCCGCUAGAUAUCAGGGACUGCAUCAAUUCAGUGACCUGUACUCGUGCAUGAAGUGCGAGAAGAUGUUCUCAACACCACACGGACUCGAGGUGCACUCCCGGCGCACCCAUCACGGCAAGAAACCCUACGCCUGUGAGCUAUGUAACAAGACCUUCGGCCAUGAGGUCAGCCUCAGUCAGCACAGGGCGGUACACAAUGUGGAAAAGGUCUUCGAGUGUAAACAGUGUGGCAAACGCUUUAAGCGCUCCAGCACUCUAUCCACCCAUCUGCUUAUCCACAGCGAUACGAGGCCUUAUCCUUGCAGCUAUUGCGGCAAACGAUUCCAUCAAAAGAGUGAUAUGAAGAAACACACCUACAUACAUACAGGUGAAAAACCGCACAAGUGUCAGGUGUGUGGCAAGGCAUUCAGUCAGAGUUCGAACCUGAUUACACACUCCCGCAAACACACCGGCUACAAGCCCUUCUCCUGCAAACUUUGUCACAAAUCUUUCCAAAGGAAGGUGGACCUACGUCGCCACAAGGAGACCCAACACACAGAUCUUCGUGUCCAUUUGGGUAAAGUUGAUUUCAUGUCAGCGGCAGCAGCAGCAGCUGCAGUCGAACUCGGAGGAGCAGCAGCAGCGGCGGCGGCAGCAGCGGCGUCUACAGGACCAGGACAAGGAGCUGUGGUCAAUGCUAGUGGCUUGCCACCACCACCAACGUCAACGGCGGCAAGUCAUCAACUGCAGGCCUCCUCGUCCACGGUUGGUGGUCAACCGCAGUUGACCUCACAGAUGAAUUGCCAGAAGGUCUCAUUGCUGGUAUAACAUCAGCAAGAAUUCCAAUUUCAAUUCCCCAACCAAAUUCAACGCAAUCAUUGUGCAAUAGAAGGCCUUGGGAAUUCUCAGUCGAUAAUUUCCAUGGCCACCUCAAAAAUUUAACAUUUUAAAUAUUAUAAAUCACAAAGAAGACAAAGAAAAA